Molecule: messenger RNA, 3802 nt
Organism: Oncorhynchus nerka (sockeye salmon)
Lineage: Eukaryota; Metazoa; Chordata; Actinopteri; Salmoniformes; Salmonidae
Product: NLR family CARD domain-containing protein 3-like
Exons: 2
Coding region: 1442-3376 (644 amino acids)
Biological process (GO): intracellular signal transduction
Source: RefSeq, a predicted model, not a curated record
UCCUAGAGUCAGGUUAACAAUGAAAAGGGUGCAAACAAGGUCAUGGCGUUUAUCUGAUCCUCUGUUGUAUCUCAGGUUUGUACUAUUAGCUGUGAAUCAGGGUUGGGCUCAAUUCAGAUUUUUGGUGUAGAAUUUGAUUAAUUGACAAGAUUGUCAAAUGACCACUUGUCAACAAUGGAAAUAGAUGUCCUCAAACAUGGAAGGCGGGUGGGAGGAGGUGACAUCAGGUGGGAACAUUCUAUCCAGUGAGAGGGCAGAUAUGUGUGAACAAUAGGCAAUAGAGACAGAUAGAGGACUCAUAUUAUUUAAGAGGACUCUUUUAUUUAACCUUUAUUUAACAAGGCAAGACAGUUAAGAACAAAUUCUUAUUAACAAUGACGGCUUAUCCCGGCCAAACCCGGACGACGCUGAGCCAAUUGUGCACCACCCUAUGGGACUCCCAACCACAGCCAGAUGUGAUACCGCCUGGAAUCAAACCAGGGCCUGUAGUAACUCCUCUUGCACUGAGAUGCAGUGCCUUAGACUGCUGCGCCACUCGGGAGCAUCUUUGUAUCUGUGCCAUUAUAGCAUCUGUAACCGCAUGGGCAGCACCAUUAAUGCUGUCUCUAUUUUAAAGUAGUCUGUUUCCUUCUUCUUCAUUGGCUGAUUGCUUCCAUCUCAUAGGAAUCCUCACCCAGUUGACUACAUUAAAGUGGUUGAAGCCCUCAAUGACAAUGUCCAUGCUAAAACAGGUUAUAUCAAUGAUGAGUCCUCUAUCUAUCUCUAUGACAACAGGCACAACUCAGGUAAAGUCAUUUUUUUCAAAGUUGCCAAAAUGCCACGUGUUCACUUAUGUGCAUUCAUAACAACCUAACCAUUACAACAUUUCUGUUCAAUCAAAUAAGUCUCACGUAGCAAAUGAGCAAUUACAUUUUUGUUGACCAAAUUCGACACCCUCAUUGACCUCAAUACAAAAUAUUCUCACAUCGUGGGCUUAUUUUUGUGGACAGAAUAUAGAAUAGAAGAGGCAUUUUUAUUUCACUGAGUUCAAUUCUAUUUCCUUUAAUUCAAUUCCAUAUCCUGUUUACUACUUCGAUUGGAAAUCAAUUAAAAUUCAAUAAUUGAAUUGGAAUUUAUCAGACAUUCUCAAAUCAAUUCUGAAUUGAGCCCAACCCUGUUUCCUGUGGAAGAUUGACAGUAUCAUUUAAAACAACUGAUGUUCCCAUUCGGGUCAGCAUUCUCUGAUGUGACCCUCCAACCAUCUUUUGAGGUACCAUAUGAAAGUUGACAUUUCUAUUGUGUUCUCAUUUUAGUACAUUUAACAGACAACAUGACUCCCACCCUGUAUUCAAGAGCAUGCUGAAUUGAGCCCAACCCUGCUGUGAAUCUCUUCCGGGAGGAAAUCACAAGUGUACCCCAGUCCAACCCCACAGAUUGUGACGUCAGCCUGGCUCAGACUGCGAUGGAGGAUUCUGGCCAACAGGGGGUGACCUUGCCACACACCGAGGGAGAACGUACAGCCGUUACUCAGAGGAGCAAGUUAGGAGGAGUCAGAGAGAAGCUCCAAUCAGAGCUGAGAGGGAGAUACACGCCAUUGUGUGAUGGAACCCCAGCAGGACCAGAGGUGCGGAGCCACUCCCUCACACACUCCUACGUUGAACUCCUCAUCACCGAGGGCAACGUCCAAUGGCACGACGACAGGCAUGCUGCCACGCGACCCGUAAGACCACCAUCAGAUAUGCCCACUGCUAAUGAGGAAAUAACGAUCAAGCUUGACGAUAUCUUCAAACCACCGCUAUCUCCGGAUUGCCCUCAAGUAAAAACCGUCCUGACGAAGGGACCCGCAGGCUCAGGGAAGACAGUGAGUGUCCAGAAGUUUGUUUUGAACUGGGCCGAGGACAGAGCCAAUCAGGAUGUCGACUUCUUGUUUGUCUUUCCCUUCAGUGAACUCAAUUGGCUGAUAGGACGGAGCUUCAGUCUGAGUGGCCUCAUCAGCCACUUCCACUCGUCCAUGACAUCGGAGAGCGAUAACCCCGGGCUGGAUCUGAGUCGGUCUAAGGUGGUCUUCAUCUUGGACGGUUUGGACCAAUUUAACCUUCCCCUGGACUUUGAAAGCAUAUCAGUAGAGUCUGACAUCAAUAAGGAAAUGCCUUUGCCCAUCCUCCUAGCGAACCUCAUCUGGUGUCAGUUGCUUCUUCCCUCCACCUACGUCUGGGUGAUCACCAGGCCUGCGGCUGCCAGUUUAAUCCCCAUCGACUUCCUCCCCCAACAACAGUGCUUGACGGAGAUACGGGGCUUCGACGACACCCAGAAGAGGGAGUUCUUUAGAAAGAGGUUUGGCGAUCAGAGUCUUGUGCACAAAGCUAUCGCCCUAGUCAUGAAAGCUAUUGCCCUAGAGUCAUCACGGAACCUCUGCGUCCUGUGCCAAACACCGUGGUGCUGUGAGAUGUUGGCAGCCAUUUUAGAAAACACUGAGGUGGGAGAGUGUGUCGAGAUAGACACUCUGACGCAACUAUACACUCACUUUUUGCUUGUUCGGAUUGGUUUGAAGAACGAUCGAAAUGGUGAACCCUCAGAAUCAAUCAGAGAGGUUGUUCGUAAGCUUGGGAAGCUGGCUUUUCUACAACAGGAAAGAGGAAGCCUCAUAUUCAGUGAGAGCGAUGUGAAGGAAUGCGGAAUCGACGUCUCUAAAAGUUCCACAUUCCACAGGUUGUGUAGGCCACUCUUCACAGGGUGUGAGAUGUACCUGGAGGAAAUGUACCGCUUUGAGUACACAGGCAUUCAAGACUACCUAGCUGCCCUGCACGUGUUUCUCACCUACACAAAUAAAAGGAGAAACCUACUACUCCAACCUACUACACUCUUUGAUCGAUUGAAAGGGACGUUCAGGAGAGCAACCCUUUUAGACCUCCACAGAUGCUCCGUGGACAGGGUUUUACGGAACACGCACGGAACUUAUGACCUCUUCCUCUGCUUCCUCCUUGGCCUCUCAACAACACCCAACCAGACUCUCUUAGAUCUAGCAUGUCUAGGGAAAGGUUUAAAGGUCACAGGCUCCAAGGGGAUCACAGAGAUCACGGCGGAAUACAUUAAGCAGGCGAUCAAGUCUGAGCCUUACCCUCAGACCACACUGGCGCUUUUCCGCAGUUUGCGGGAGCUAGGGGACGCCUCGCUGGGCAGGGAGGUCCGAUGCUACCUGACCUCUGAGUCACGGUGGGGGUUCCUGCUGGAGCCUGACCAAUGCUGGGAGCUAGCGGACAUGCUUUGGGCAGGCAGGGAGAUGGAGAGGGAAGUGUUUAUGGAGAUGGAACGUUUGAGUUGGAUGCGCCAAAUGAGCAUGUGGGGCUUUUGGAGGAUGCAGACUGUACUGGGGGACAGACACUGGCAGGUCUACUAGAAAGACAUCAUUGCUGUAUGAAUGGUCUACUAGGGAGACAUCACCACAGAUUGUACUGCCACUGAUAGAGGAAAAUAUAGUUUAGAUAAUCAAUUAUGUAUACAUUAAUGAUUAGAACCAUUCAUGCUAAUAUUUAUGUUAUGAUUUGAAAAGUAUGGGUUCUUAAUUGUACUGUUACUGAAAAUGUAAGCAGAAAUGAAUUGUGUCUGUGUCUACUGGGAAGGUUAGGGAGGGAUGCUGUGGCUUUUCAGACAGAUAAGAAAUGCCUGGGGAAAUGUUCCAUUCCUAAAACAAUGGGUUCUUGUGAGAAUCAGAGAGAGGGUGUAACUGAUGACGUCAUUUUAUGUCUUCUUUAGAUUUAAAAUGUAAUGUUCUUUGUAUUUUGGGUCAGUACUCAUCAAGAAUAAAUGCUGAACUUGUUUUUAA